Molecule: messenger RNA, 2892 nt
Organism: Neurospora tetraspora
Lineage: Eukaryota; Fungi; Ascomycota; Sordariomycetes; Sordariales; Sordariaceae
Exons: 1
Coding region: 137-2617 (826 amino acids)
Source: RefSeq, a predicted model, not a curated record
ACACGAUUCGCUGAUAGUUUUUGAACCUUAAUUGCUUGAACUUCCAUUCUUUCGUCUUGUCUUGCAUACCUCCAGAGACACUCUCACUUCACAACAGGUUUCAACAACCCGUGCCCCCUCGUCAAAUGCCACCAACAUGGCCUACCCUCCCCGGAAAGUCUUGAACUCCAGGCUCACCUUCCUCGCCCUUGGGCUCCUCUUACUAGGGAUCUUCCCGCAACCCAUCGAAGCCGUCCACCGGUACAACGAAUCACAAUGCUGUCUCGAUGCAGUAGCUUCCGAGGUGUUCACGCUCAACGUCACAAGAAACCCGAAGACGGGGGAGAUCCUUUCCAGCGAGGCCCCCAUCUGCGGCCAGAUGUACAACGACACCCUCAAGCCUGCCCCCGAGAUCAGAGUGUCCUACGCCUACUGCAAGAGCAACUGCGGCGGCUUUGGACUCUCCAAAGGCGACGAGCCAGGUCAAUGGGCCGCUCCCAUUGUUCAGUUCCUUCUUCCGUCCGUCAUCUUUAGCAUGAAUGUGCCGAGGCGGCAUAUUCUUCUUUCGACUACUCGGUUCAAUGACUGGGUAUGGAGGAUACUUUCCCGGCCUGGGGAUAGGAAACCGCGCAAGGUAGUUGCGCUUCUGAUGGGGAUCGUACUUCUGGCGUUGGACACGCUUAUUGGAGCGCUCGAUGCGCUGCUUUGGAUUGUCGUGGUGAUGGGGAUGGCCGGACCGAUGAUGGUUGGGGGACUUCAUGAGGCAGUUCUGGAUUACAAGAUUGUGAGAGCGUUGAAGGAAGGGGCGCAUAAGGAGGAAGGGACGGAAAAGCAGCCCCCGACGUUGAAGAGCCUGAGGGAUACGGUUGAGGUGCUGGUGACGGCUAUCUCAGGGAACUUGGUCAUGGGUGAUAAUGGGGGGAACCCGGAGGUUGAGAUCAAGAAGGCUUUGCUGGCGGAGUUUCCUGAGCCAGACUGCGAAGUCCUAAACGAUCAACGCCCACUGUCUUCUCAGGACACAAUAGGACCCGUACCGCAGCUCCCGCCAAUAGCUCGCCUGUGUCAGGCGGAGCCCUCGGAACAAGAUGGUUCUCAAGAGCCCGAAGGGCCCCCCAUCAUUGUGGCACCACCCGAGAUCAAAUUGCAGCCAGUCGACAUAGAAGCAAGCAAAAAGCUCCGCGAACGACUGACGCGGCUGAUAUCCUCCCAACUAGACUUCGCCGCCACAAUCGGUGCCCCCGUAGUCUUCUACCUCGGUGCGUUCAUCUACACCAUCCUCGACAUUAGGAACAAGCCUUCGGAUCAGGACGCGGCCAUAUCACUUGCUUUUGGGGUAGAGUGGAUGAUAAUAGUCCAUGUCGCCAUCAUCGGUGGCUGUCUGCUAGCGAGCAACAACCCCAGUCCAGUAGUCCUGCUCGUCGGCAAGGAAGCUCCUGAAGACAGAGGAUCUACAAAGGACGCUCAGUGGAUAUACUUCACACGCAAGAACGCCUUUGAUGGCCUGUUCCAGCCGGUCAACAUGUGGAAGAGAGGGAUCAACAAGUCCAAUUGGUUGAGACAGUCGGAGGUGUACCGAAAGAACAAAAAGUUCAGAGACAGAGUCAAGAUCCAACUGCUGGAGUACUUUGGUUGGAUCAUCCUUCAGACUUUCAUCUUGAUUUCUCUCCCGCCGGCUGCAGGAGCAUUCGUGGCCUGGCGGACACCGCCGAUCGGAUGGAGUUGUCGGUCUCUGAGCUUCGUGACAUAUUCGGCUUCGCAGCUUUUGUUGACUCUUGUUUACUCUGCUUACUUGAACAUGUGGGAACGGGAUCAAGCGAGACAUAAGAAGCACCAAGGCGAAGAUGCAGAAUCUGGUCAACGAAGGUCAAGGAACACAUAUCAAGUGGUGCACGAGAGAGCGGGCAGGGAUGCGAGUGCCAACGGUUAUGACAGGCCCUUGGAGGACCUUCAACAGGUGCACACGGCAUCUUCUCCCCCUCGGCUUCCUAGCCUGGACAUGGACAUGGACGACGAAGAGGACACCGAUCGUGGCCGUUACGAGCUCAAAGAAAUCCGCACAACUACGAAGCUACUCCCCUCAACCCCUUCCCCAGGGCCUUCUUCCAGGCACAUCGAAUAUCCCAGUCCCGAUCCCGGUCGCGAACCCAACUCCAGCCAAAAUGCCAACCUUAAUCCCACCUCUUCUCCCCCUGCGACCCCUCGAGCCUCCAUGACCCUUUUACAAUCCAAUUUCCAAGGACAGACAUGUGCAGUUCAUACCAAGCCUAAAAAGUCCCUCCUCACUUUCUCCAUCCACAUCCUCUUCACCACCCUCUUCCUUCUCUCCCUUUUUUUGUCAAUCGGCACCACCCUCAUGCAAAUCAUGGGCGUGUACCGCAACUGCUUCUGCUACAUCACCGUGCGAUACUGGUUCGACACUUCGAACCCAGACGCCAAGGUUAAUGUCGCCAGCGACACCUGGUUCCAGCGGAACUCGAGCUACAACUGGAUGGUCAUGGGUGGGGUGGCGACGGCGUUCAUGGCUGCGUGCGCGUAUGCGGGAUGGUGGUUUCAGGGAAUGAUAAGGAGGGGGCUAGCAGGGGUGGUUGCGGGGGAGGUUUGGCCUGGGUAUGGGAAUGAGAAGGGGAAUGGGAAUUGAGAAUGGCUCCAAGGUUGGCGAUGAAGACGGGGAUGUGGGACGGAAGUCAAGAGACGGAGAGAGGCUUGCUCAAGGGAUGAGGGUCCAAGAGAGGGAGUGGGAGCAUGUCAUGGAGGAUUCAGCGGUAGAAGUGGAAGGAAGUAAUGUGUAAUGACGGGAUGUCGUAAUCGGAGUGAUGGCGUUCAAAUGGGAGUUAGGUUUUUUGGCGUUUUGUUUGUCAGUCUGGUGUUUCUUCAGAUGGAUGGUACUAGAUGGUUUCACUGGGUGAAUAAAAC